Messenger RNA from Symbiodinium sp. CCMP2456, 168 nucleotides. The record is from the annotation of a GenBank genome assembly. Lineage: Eukaryota; Dinophyceae; Suessiales; Symbiodiniaceae.
AUGCUGGGCAUUAACAACUCCUCCAAGAGGGAGCUGCCAGACUUCGGAUCAGGUAAGUGCAACGCGGUGCUCACGAACGCGGGGCCGACACUUCUGCUGCCCGCCAAGGGCGGUAUCGAGGUGUUCUUGGACAACUCGGUGUUCAGGUGCCAACGGUUCAACGGAUAA